Mastomys coucha (southern multimammate mouse) is the source of this 680-nucleotide messenger RNA. It is a transcript of the gene Oosp2, whose product is annotated as oocyte secreted protein 2. NCBI's taxonomy places the organism in Eukaryota, Metazoa, Chordata, Mammalia, Rodentia, Muridae. The coding region runs from base 35 to 535 and encodes 166 amino acids. The transcript has 4 exons. The record is from RefSeq and is a predicted model, not a curated record.
UUCUGAGUGGUGUUGAGUGUGGAAGUCUGUCCAAAUGCGGGUCUCUAUGGCUUUAGAGGUCCUGGUUUACCUUGCUGUCUUGGUUUGGACUUGUGCUUGGGACAUUGAUCUGAAUGUAAGUUGUACUCAGGACUGGAUGAUGAUCAUUGUUAGCGUGGCUUCCCAGAACAAAAGAAAUCCAUAUGUUUUUGCUGAUGAAUUAGUUCUGGGACAGGGCUGCCCUGCAACUCGAAUACACACAUAUCAAUAUGAUUUUAUAUAUCCUGUUUUUCAGUGUGGCAUCAGGACAAAGGUUAUCUCACAGGAAAUCGUCUGUUUUGAAACUGAGAUGUACUUUCAUCCAAGGAAUCAUUGUUUAGAAUCUGAGAUGAUCCCUUUGCGGUGUUCUGCAUCUCGGAACUCAGUGAGGCUUAUGCCAGCGCCUACUGAAGAGGACCCAAAACCAGUUGAGAGUCCCUUUAUGACUGACUUUGAAGCUACACCAGAACAAUUGGGAUUAUUGAAUGUUCACCAAGCUGCUUCCUCCCCUGAAUAGGAGAUAGGGACAGUGCUGAUGCCACAGAUUUCAUUAUAAGACAAACCUUUUUUUUCAAUAAGAAAAACAGUACUGGCAUAAGUUUCUCCUUAAAUAUCUCAUUCUUAUAUAUACACCAAUUAAAUAAAGGCUCUUCUUAUGAAAA